Molecule: messenger RNA, 735 nt
Organism: Trichomonas vaginalis G3
Lineage: Eukaryota; Parabasalia; Trichomonadida; Trichomonadidae
Exons: 1
Coding region: 1-735 (244 amino acids)
Source: RefSeq, a predicted model, not a curated record
AUGAAUAUCCCAGCUUCAGAAUCAGAAGUUCAGAAAUCUCAUGAAGAAAGAUAUAAAAAUUACUUUUUGGAAUCUACUAAAAAUUUAUUAGAUGGUGAUAUUGACGAAUCACUUUCAGAAGAAGGCACAAAAUUUAUUCAUAAACAUAAGCUUCAGUUUAUUGACGAUGAAGAAUACCCCUGUAUAUUACUUUCACCUCCUCUUGAUUCUGAAAAAUUCAAAAAAGCAUUGAAAAAUGUAACAUAUGCAACAAAUACGAUUAAGAAAGAAGACCAUGAUAUUUACACAAAUUAUUAUUUAAAUAAAUGCACGGGUGUUGAUAAAGUUUUUGAUUUGUUAGAUAAAAUAUCAAAAGAAACAAUUGGUACAUAUAAAAUUUUAUGUGAUUGUGGUUUCAUUAUUGAAGAUACCAAUAAUGUUUCAUAUGAAAGAACAGCACCGAAGGAAGACGAAGUGGAAAGGUCUAUACCAUUCGUUAUUAAGAACAUAAAAGAUAUGAAAACUUAUAAGCAUUAUAUUUAUUCAUUUAUUUCAGAAAAAAUGGAAGCAACCCAUAAAACAUCAUCUCAUCAUUUUAUAGCUAUUCAUACAUUCCUUUUCAAAGUUGUGAAAUUAAAUAAGACAGGAAUUAGAUUUAAUGUAUCAGGGUACGCAUUCUUGAGUAAAUUAAAAUGUAUUCGUCACGUCGCAGAUGAUAAAAAUUUAUGUGUUCUUAAUUCAUUUUAUGGACUUUAG